AGGCGGCCAGUUCAAGUUGCCAUAGCAGAGGAUGGCAUUGGCGGUGCCUCACACUCAUCACAUACGUUAACCGUCAGUCUGCUGGGCACAGCCUCCGGAUCAUGUCAGCAUGGACUCCUCCAGUGAUUCUGACAUCUAUGACAGACCCAGAGGGCAUCGGUCCCGGGGGAGAGAAGGGAGAAUGAGACCUGACAGCAGGUUUCCCAGGGAUACACAUGUUUCUGAUAUAUCCGAGAAAAUUGACACUUUGGCAAACACUCUACAGGACACAAGUCGAAACCUAAACAAAGUGGAUCGGAUGUUGGGCCAAUACAGGGACCAUACAGAUGACCAAGCUGAAGCCAUGGCGACCCUGAGGGAGAGCUUAGAGGAAUCUGUCCAACAGCUGCAGGGUCAGCGUCUGAGGAGGUCCAAUGGGGGACGAAGCGCCUCUCUCUCCACGCUGCACACCAGUGACCUGGACGAUGGCGACGGCUUGGAAAGGAGGCGAUACCUCCCAACAUCCCCUCUGAAGGAUUAUGGGAGUGUGGGCGCAGGUAACAGAAGACGAUCCAGAUCUGUUGCUGUGCGUUUCAGAGACUCGGCUCAAUCUGAGGAGCAGGUUCACACCCUGCAUCAGUCCCUCAGAGAUCUGCAAAGUGAUCAGGUACGACUGGAGGAAGAUAUAAACAGAGAGAUCAGCAGGAGAAACAGGAUGGACAUUGAAACCAAAAAGACAUUAGAGAAUCUUGAAGGGCACAUCCAGGCAUCGCAGAGAGAAGAACCUGUCUCCAUACGGGUGGAGAGACGUCUGCAAGAGAUUGAAGAUGAGAUGCGUUCGGGGCGACAGGUGCUGGCUGAAAGACACCACAGAGAUAAAGCAAAACCUGUGUCUGGAGAUCUGCAUGAGGCUUUGAGAAGACAUGACGGCCAACUCUCGGAGGCUGAUGAGACCUUCAGAAGUAGACUGCAGAGAUCAGAGAGCGAGAAAAGCAAGAUGGAGAAGGAGUUAGACAGACUUAGGCGGCAACUUGAUCAGUCCGAGGGUGGACGAGACGCUCUGCUCCAACAGAUGGACGACAUGCGCUCACAGCUUCUGAGGACCGAAAGGGAGCGUGUGGAUCUGCAGAGUCAGCUGUCCUCGCUUCACUCUCAGCAGAAGAACGUAGGAGGACAUCAGGAGAGAGGGGUCACGGGCCUCGGCCGAGAACGAACAGAGCUGGAAAGAGAGAUUGAAGACCUGCGGGUGCAACUGGGGAGAUUCGGCACCUCCAGUGAGCUGGAAGAACUGAGACAAACCGUCGAGCGAAAAGAGAGAGAGAAAAAUCAGCUCGCUUUCAGGCUAGAGGCUCUCUCUACAGACUUGGAGCGGCGUGAGCAGCAGCAGUUGAGGAUGUUGACUCAGCUGAAGGAGAUUCAGUCUCGGUCAGAGGACAAUGGUGCAGAAUGCGCCCGUCUGGAGGCUCAGCUCACUGAGAGCGAGAGGAGGAGAGAGGAGCUGCGCUCUAAAGCUCAAGAGGCCAUACGACAGUGGAAGGCCAAGUGCAAGAAACAGGAGCGAGAGCUUCAGGAACUAAAGGAUGAAAGCAGGAACGACACUGAUAAAGCUAAACGGGUUAAAGAGAGAGAGAGCGUUCUCAACCAGCAGGCGGAGGCCGCACGCAGACAGCUUGCGGAUGCCCUCGGACGUCUCGCCCAGCGCGAGGAGGACGUACGACGCUGUGACGUGGAUCUUGCUGAAGCUCGGUCGCGCCUAAUUUCUGCAGAACAGGAACUGCGAGAGGUUCGAGAAAGCUCGCGAGGCCUGGAAGAGGAAGUCCAGAAGCAGAUCUCCCUGCAGGCCCGUCUGAGAGAAGAGAACAUCAAGCUACAGGAGCGUGUGGAGCUUCAGGAGCAGAGGAGAGAAGAGGAGCAGAGAUCUCUGCUGGAUCUUCAGGGCUCCAUAAAGAACCUCAGCGCCGCCAGGGCCGACCUCACCGGCAAAUUGGCCGAGGCAGAGAUCUCCAGGAAGGAGCUGGAGAAACAGCUAGCUGCGGCUCGGGAAGAAAGCUCAUCUCUAAGACGGCAAUUGGAACUGGAGAAGGAGGUGCAUCAGAAGGAACUGAUCCAUGUUAGAACGGCCCAGCGAGAAGACAAAGCCAAACAGGACAGAGAUGUACAUGACACACUAAGAUUAUAUCAGAAAGAGCGAGAAGAGCUGGCGGCUCUCGUCAAAGACCUUAAGUCAGAUGCCGUGGCAGAUGGUGAACUAAGGAGAGCUUUACAAUUGAAGCUGGACAAGAUGAAGACUGAAUGUGACAAACUGACAAAGCAGCUGAGAACCAGUGAUGAGAGUCACACCCAGCUUCUUCGCAAAUACAACACCCUCAAAAAAGAGCUGGAUGUAAAGGUGAAACUAGCUGAGAGGGCUGAGGAGAGGAGACAAACCUCAGAGGACUCCACGGCGGAGCUGCGCGAGAGGGUCACGGGCCUCCAGGCAGAGCAGGAGUCCAUCCUUCACGCCAUAGGGACUCAGAUUGACUCAGCCUGUCAGUUCCUGUCAAAAGACUCCGGCGCCAAGCUCGAAGCCAUUACACUUACUCCAGGACUGCAGAAGGAUUCCCAUCGCUGGCUUGCUGAAGUUAAGACGAAGCUCAACUGGCUGUGUGAGGAGGUGCGUGAGCGUGACGCCAAUGAGAGGAGACUGAGGAGGACACUACAGGAGUACAGGGAGAAAACAAAAGCUUUAAAACAAAGCAGAGACUCAGAGCAGCACAGUCUCCUGGACCGAAUUACCCAACAGGACCGGCUCCUUCAAGACAUCCAAUCAGAGAAGAGAAAUCUUCUUGAAAAAAGUCGCAAGAGAGAAGAGGAGGUGAGAAAUCUUCAGGAUCGAAUAGCCGAUCUCGAAACGAGCACCAGGCUGGCCUUGGAUCAUCUGGAAUCGGUUCCUGAGAAACUCAGUCUGCUGGAGAACUUCAAGGAUCUUGAGGAGUCACAAAGGCAGAGAGAAAUGGUGGAGCAACGUUACGUCAAAUAUAAGGAGAUAGUCGGGCACCUUCAACAUCAGCUUGAGGAAUCUAAGAGAAAGAUUCAGGAAUACAGGGAUGAGAAGUCUGAUGCUGACAGUCGCAGUCUUCAUCUUACUGGUUUGACAUCAUCCCUGCGCAGCCAGAACAAUUUCCUUACCAGCACUACACUGUCUAACCAUACCUCCCCACAUAAAUAUCUUACCAGUCCAGAUCUGGACUCCAGUGGGACCCAACGGCACUAUUCCAAUGUCAAUGGAGUAAACUCUGAACACACAAGCAUGUAGCGUCAAGACACGAAUCCACGGACAACUGCGGUCCACCACCAUCAAAGAGACCUCGUGUAAAAACUCCUCAUCACUACCUCAAAUGCACUCAUGCUCACAUGUAUGUGUUACAACAACAGAGAUGUGUUUGUAGUUUGUGCUAUACAUCAGAGUUUAUAACUAUUACUGUGUGUUAGUGUCUGUAUGACACAUAAUGAACCUUGCCAAUGACUGCUUACUUUUUAUACAUUGUAACUGUGUAAGCUCACUUAUCAUUAGAUCAUUUAAAUAUGAUGCUUCUCAAAUGUGCUAUUAACUCUUAAAUAUUCAGAGAAAAACUAAUGUUGGUAUUGUAUACUAUAUUAUAGUCAUGUUUUACAUUAAUUUCUUUACAUUUAACAGAUAUUCACUGUAGGGCUGCAUAACGAUUAAUCGUGACUAAUCGUUUGCAGAAUAAAAGUUUUUGUUUACAUCAUAUAUGUGUGUGUACUGUGUAUAAAAAUUAUGUAUAUAUAGAUACACACAUUUAUGUAGAAUUGUAAGAAAAAAAUAUAUUUAUAUAUUAACUAUUUAUAUAUAAAAUAAAUUAUAUAUAAAUAUAAAAAUGUAUAUACACAAGUAAAUAUUUUUUUAAAUAUUUACAUGUAUGUGUGUGUAUUUAUAUAUACAUAAUUAUUAUGUAUUUAUAUAUAUACAUAAUUAUUAUACACCGUACACACACACAUAUAUGAUGGAAACAAAACUUUUAUUCUGCCGCCCUAAUUCACUGUAUCAAUUACUGUAACUUAAUCAUUUAAAUAGUUUACUAAUACAGACAAACCAAAUUUUAUAUGAUGUAUAUUACAUAGUCAUUUUUUACAUUUUAUACAAUGAAUUCAGGAAAUCAUAUAAUGUGCCUUUUGGGUAUGCAUUUGUAUUUUAUACAUUUUAUUUAUUUUAGUGUAUACAUUUUUUACAAUGAUAAUGAAUUCUUUUUUUACCCCAAUUUUUAGGGCACACGUCUGUUUUUAAAACACGCUGAUCAGACCACUGAUAUUUGAGGCUUCUGCCCUAUAAAUGGUUUACCUGUAUGAUGUGAAUUUAAAACCAAAUCAUCCCUGAUAUACUAAAUUGUUUUGUGCUUCCAGUCUCGUGGUGCAACAUGGGUGUUUAUGGGACAUUUCUUCUAAUAUAUGUGCAGUUUUUUGUACACUUCAAGACCUAUGCACAGUAUUUUGACAGUCUACUAAUUGAUUUUUUUUCACCAUUGGCAUUUAUUACAAUAACCAUGUUAAUGGUCAAAUAAAAAAUUCAAGAAAUGUAUUUGAUCUUGAUUGAUUUGAUUCUUUAAAAACGCCCCUGUCACAUUGCAUGAGUACCAAUUUGUUAGGAAUGGCAGCUUUAUUGCACUUUUAAUAACUUUUUCGGUACACUCUUAAAAAUGUUAGGUUAUUUUCAGCCCAAAAUGCUCACUCAUCUAUAUUUAUUUGUUUA
Paramisgurnus dabryanus is the source of this 4726-nucleotide messenger RNA. Its product is annotated as centrosomal protein of 128 kDa-like. Gene Ontology annotation, cellular component: centriole; spindle pole. The record is from RefSeq and is a predicted model, not a curated record. Lineage: Eukaryota; Metazoa; Chordata; Actinopteri; Cypriniformes; Cobitidae.